This is a messenger RNA of Papaver somniferum (opium poppy), 2437 nucleotides long. Its product is annotated as O-fucosyltransferase 8-like. The record is from RefSeq and is a predicted model, not a curated record. The transcript is spliced from 10 exons. Lineage: Eukaryota; Viridiplantae; Streptophyta; Magnoliopsida; Ranunculales; Papaveraceae. Bases 286 to 2151 code for a protein of 621 amino acids.
AUUCUUAACUUCUUUUCGAAUUCAGUACAAGUCUACUUUGCGGUAUUCUAUUGAAUUUUUUUUCGUUUGGGCUGUUCUUAUCAGCUUAGUUCAUUAAUCCAUGUCAAUAAACUUCAGCUUGUAUGCUGUUAUUGGUUGUUGGCUUUUGUUUAUUAAAAACUCCAGCAGGUAUGGUUAUUGAGAUUUUUCUGUUUAUCACUUUGUGUGCUUUUAAGGAACACAAGCUAAAAUUGAGGAGUUUAGAUUGUUCAUUUGUGUUUCUGUUUCCAAACAAAGUCUGGGUUUAUGGGUAAACAAGGUCUCCUAAAGUCGUCUUAUGGGAUGAACAAUUGUCAGAUUAGAUGUAGUGAAAGUUCGCCAGGAGGUGAUCAUAUAAGUGGGAGGAGACCAUUAGAGGGAGAAUACUUGUUAAGCAAAGCUGGAAUACAUCAUGGGUCGAAAAAUGACAGCAUACCGUGUUCUUUUGCAUCUAAAGGGAUGUAUUAUGGUCGGAGGCAGAUGUUUUUUCUUAGUCAUGUGAGAUCAAUUGCUUUAGUUGUUGCGUUCAUGGGUGCUCUUUUCUUGUUGGAUUCUCUUAUGUUUUCCAUAAUUCAUUCUAUGAAUCUUCAAAUUAGUCCGUCCCGGAUGGAAUCGGAUGGGUUACAGGAUGACGACCAUGGUGCUUAUGAUAAACAAGAAUGGACACCGAUAGAGAUGUAUAGUCAGCUUCUUAAUCUGGCUUCAACCGAUCUUACAAAGAGAGGUGUGGAACCUGACUUAUCGACAUUGUGGGAGGAACCAUAUAAAGAACAGGCAUCUGCAUGGACACCUUGUGCAGAUAAACAGGGUUCAACACAUCAAGGGAAAUCUCCAGUAAACAAUGGAUUUUUAUUGGUCAGUGCAAAUGGUGGUAUCAAUCAACAACGAGUUGCUGUUUGCAACGCUGUUGCUGUUGCAUCUUUACUUAAUGCAACUCUAGUAAUUCCCAAGUUUCUCUACAGCAAUGUAUGGAACGACCCAAGCCAGUUUGGAGAUAUCUAUCAAGAGGAGCAUUUCAUAAAUACAAUGAAGGAUGAAGUGAAUAUUGUAAAGGAGCUGCCUUCUCAUUUGCAAUCUCUAGACAUUGAAGAAAUUGGAAGCCUGAUAACAGAUGCAGAUAUUGUGAAAGAAGCCAAGCCCGCUGACUUUAUAAGAAUUAUACUUCCAAUCUUACAAAAAAAUGGAGUUGUUCACUUUCUUGGCUUUGGCAACCGUCUAGGCUUUGAUCCACUGCCCUUUAAUCUUCAGAGAAUGAGAUGCAAGUGCAACUUUCAUGCCUUAAAGUUUGCACCUAAAAUCCAGCAAGCCGCAUCAUUAUUGGUCAGUAGAAUACGGAAGACGGAUACUGCUAGGAGUCUACUAGACAACCAACUACUUGGAAAUUUCACAGCAGAUACUCCUUUGAAAGGACGCGAUGCUUCAAGAGAACCUUCAAAAUAUCUUGCACUGCACCUGAGGUUUGAAAUAGACAUGGUAGCAUACUCAUUAUGUGCAUUUGGAGGAGGAGAAGAUGAGGCAAAGGAGCUUGAGGCUUACAGGAAAAUUCACUUUCCGAUUGUUGUCGAGCGCUUGAAAAAAACAAAGUCUGUUUCUCCAGCAGAACUGAGGAAGUUAGGUAAAUGUCCACUGACGCCAGAAGAAGCAGGCCUUGUGCUCUCUGGUCUUGGUUUUAAGCGCAGUACUUACAUCUUUCUUGCUGGAUCUGGUAUAUAUGGGGGAAAUUCUAGAAUGCAUGCUCUGACUAGGCUGUACCCUAAUUUGGUCACAAAGGAAAAUCUUCUGACACCAUCUGAACUUGCACCGUUCAGGAAUUUCUCCUCUCAGUUAGCAGCUCUGGACUUCAUCGCUUGUGCAACUUCGGAUGUAUUUGCUAUGACUGAUUCAGGCAGUCAACUUUCCUCACUUGUGUCGGGAUACAGAGUUUACUAUGGUCGUGGUCAGACUCCGACAAUAAGACCCAACAAGAAAAGACUUGCAGCACUUUUAAAAGAGAGCAGCACAAUCAGUUGGAAUAGAUUCCAAGAAAGAGUAACGAAAAUGAUCCAGGAAGAUCAACGGGUGAAUGUAAGAGGCUUCGGUCGAAGCGUAUACCGCCAACCAAGGUGCCACGAAUGCAUGUGUAAGCUUCACUAGUUUCUGUAAAUAUGUCAAAACACCAGAAAUUUUUCCGAAAAAUUUUCUCAACAAUUUUUCCAUUGUAGUUGUACAUGAUCAUAAUCUUGUAUAUGGAGGCACCAUUUGUCCUUUAGAAUACACAAAUGUCAUACCCUGUUGGCCCUGUUGUUUUUAUGAACUUCAAGCAUUGAUCUUAAGUCUUGUGUUAUAAUUUCAGGUGUUAAAGUGCCAUUUUCUUUGUUUCUUGACUGUAAAUAAAUAAAUGUAAAAUCUUGAUAAAGAAAUAAAUAACCGUUUUAUUGGA